AUGGAGGUCAGCGUGAGGGCUGCUCUGGGACUCUCGCUCACAGGCAUGUCUGGCCUCAGCCUGGUGUCCCCUGCCUGGUUCCAGAGCCCUUCCUUCUCCUAUGGUGUCUUCAUGCACUGCUCCUGGUCACAGAAUAACCACUGGAACCAGAGCUGUAUGACUUUCGGGUCCCUGAAGGACAUGCCUGGCUUGGCCUGGAAGGUCUCUGCGGCAACGCUCCUGGGAGGCUGGGUCCUGCUGGCCAUUAGUGCUCUUCUUCUUUUGGCCUGGGCACUGGCCUCGAGAAGAUUAUAUCCCAGGAGGGGCUCUGGUCCAACACCUGUGGUGCAGGCAGCAGCAACAGCCUCCACUCUUGUAGGCCUGCUGGUUUUUCCAGUCACUCUGGCUUCCCCAUUAGCCAAAGAAGUCUGUGAAGGCUCCUCCGUGUACUACAGUGGAACAUGCCAGCUGAGCUGGGGCUAUGCCACUGCCAUUCUCAAUGCGGUCCUGACCAGCCUGCUUGUUGUCAUUGGAUGGCCUCAGAUGACCACAAGCCAGAGGACAGCCAUCCCCACCCCUCGUGACACUCAGGGAAUCACCCUUGUGUCAGAAUAAACAAAUGAGCAUCACCCAGGAAAGCAAAGGACAAACAAGAAUAAUCUAUUCUACCGUUGUGGGAAUUCUUUAGCCAAUAGCCUUUUGGGUACUGGCCCAUUAGGGCGUGGCCUGAGGUACUACAUGUGGACUGAUAAACCCAGAGAGGAAGCUGCAGUCUUAGUUCCUGUAUGCAGCUCCUAGCACUGACAGAGCAGAGGGCAGUUGCAACUUUUUUACUGUUUCUCCAAAUAAACAGUUGUUAUCCUUUUUACGGGCUCUUGUGAACUUCCUUAAUCAUGUCUACACUCUACAUACUCAGGUUCAAAUCCCACCUCCUUUGUUUCCAUGCUGUGUGACCUCAGGCAAGUUACUUCCUUUCUGGACUCAUUUAUUCUUUGGUAAAUUGGAAGUUGGCAUAAUGCCUACUUUGUGGAGGACUUUGAUUUGCCAUAUGUAAGCGAAGCAAACAUUAGCUGUGGCCCUGCCCCUGGCUCACAGGACUAAGGGAACUCGGGUGAGAAGGAAAUAUGUGGAUGAAAAGUGCACAGCGCCACCCUGGGAAGACGGCCGUCUAAUUGAAAACUCUUUUUUUGUUGUUUGUUUUGAGACAGGGUCUCGUGAUGUAGUCCUGAUUGUCAUGGAACUCUAUAUAG
Microtus ochrogaster (prairie vole) is the source of this 1229-nucleotide messenger RNA. RefSeq names its product transmembrane protein 211 (gene Lhfpl7). Gene Ontology annotation, cellular component: membrane. The transcript has 3 exons. NCBI's taxonomy places the organism in Eukaryota, Metazoa, Chordata, Mammalia, Rodentia, Cricetidae. The coding region runs from base 1 to 594 and encodes 197 amino acids. The record is from RefSeq and is a predicted model, not a curated record.